Molecule: messenger RNA, 291 nt
Organism: Knipowitschia caucasica
Lineage: Eukaryota; Metazoa; Chordata; Actinopteri; Gobiiformes; Gobiidae
Source: the annotation of a GenBank genome assembly
AUGACAGCCCACAUCCAUCGCGCACGCAUCAGCCUGUGUCCGGGAGGAGAGCUGUUUGUUGUCGGCGGUAUAGCGCAUCGCAGAGGGAGGGGGGAUCAGUCACCUUGUACCGGGACAGCGGGACCAUGGCGCAGCUCUGUCCGCUCAGUGCAUGUCAAUGAGCCGCAGUGUGUGUGCGGGAGAGACGUGACCUCCGCAAAGGUUAUGAGCGGUGUGAUGUCCCGGAGGAGAGUUUGUCCUCUGCGUGUGUCCCGCUGCAGGGGUUUAGGAGCAGGACUCACUCUGGAUUAG